Molecule: messenger RNA, 1115 nt
Organism: Drosophila hydei
Lineage: Eukaryota; Metazoa; Arthropoda; Insecta; Diptera; Drosophilidae
Product: AN1-type zinc finger protein 6
Exons: 1
Coding region: 160-819 (219 amino acids)
Molecular function (GO): zinc ion binding
Source: RefSeq, a predicted model, not a curated record
CUUUUGAAAGUGAGAAAACUGAUUAGGACUAUUUGGAGAAUCCAGUGUUAUUCGAUCUAACUAGAAAUAAGUACAGUAAAUUCGAUAAUCGAUAGGUAGCUACGGUCGGGAUGGAGCAAUUGUUCCAUAUCUAACUGAAUUUUGGGUUUUUUAGCUUUAAUGCACAUUCAUCUGCUGGUUGUUCAGACACUUGGAAGUCGUAGUAGACUUGGGCAGCAAAAUUCAAUAAAUUUUAUACUGAAGGCUUUGACAAACGAAUCUGAAAACCCGGUUAAGAUGGAGAAUAGAAAAAUACGCGACUUUGGCAAAGCGAAGGAGGACACAAUUGAUUCAAUCUCUAAUGACGGCAGCACCACGCGCACACUCAAGUCGAAGAUCAUGGAAUCAAACGCACCAUUGGAUGUAACUGGCACCGGGACAGAUACUCUAUCUGACUGCGUUGCAAAGCUACCAGAUGAGCAAGUAGCCGAUGCUGCACACGGCUUAAAGCAGCAUCAGCAAAUUGAUGAGCAAGCCGAAGGCGGCAAUCAGCAGUCGUCUGGGGAGCCAGAGUCUGCUGCUGCUGCUGCGGCUGCUGCUGCACCUGCCGAUGAUGAUAAAGGUCAGGUACAAGAGCAGCCGAAACAGAAGGGCUGCGACAAGUGUGGCAAGAAAUUUGGCCUGACCGGCGGAUUCUCCUGCCGUUGCGGUGGCACAUUUUGUGCAUUCCAUCGCUAUAGCGAUCGCCACGAUUGCAGCUUCGAUUAUCGCGAAAUGGGCGCCACCGAAAUACGCCGUGAUAAUCCAUUAGUUGUGCCUGAAAAACUCCGCAAGCUCUAGCACUAGAGCAACUUAACGCCGGCUUGGCCCUUCUUUCAAUUGCAGUUGUUAUUGUUAUAUUUUUGUUAAAUAAUUUUUUUGGCAUGAGCUGAGCUAAUCUGCAUUAACCACAUACAAACACACAAUUGGAACCGAGCUAGCGCAACUACAAACAGAAAACACUCACAAUCGAAACAAAACAACGUGGCAUAGCAUCAUAAUGUACAUUAAAUCUUCAAAUUGUAGCAAUUAUUGUAAAACCCGUUAAUUGCCAAUAAGCUAAAUGCCUUAAACUAAAUCCGAGGCUUUUAUUAGUU